Molecule: messenger RNA, 5680 nt
Organism: Lepisosteus oculatus (spotted gar)
Lineage: Eukaryota; Metazoa; Chordata; Actinopteri; Semionotiformes; Lepisosteidae
Source: RefSeq, a predicted model, not a curated record
AGCAGUGGGCGCAAGGUGGGGGUACACCCUGGAGGGGAUACCUGUCCAUCACAGAGCACACACAGAGACACUUUCACAGCAGGGCUAGUCUUCCCAGCAGACAGUAUGCCUUUGGACUGCUGGAAGAAAUUGGGGCACCACAGCAAAUCCGGGGAGAACAUACAAACUCCACAUAGAUAGCAGCCCAGGUCCAGAAAUCAAAUCCAGGGCCCCAGCACUGUCUAAGUAUCUACACUAUCAGAUCAUUGAUGCUUUUCUUUGGGUAAAGAACUCUGCUUCUUUAUCCAUUUACCUAUUUUUACCCACUUUUUACAGUUCAGUGUCAGGGAGUCGGAGCCUAUACCGGUAAGGAACAGGCACAAGGCAGGCUACACCCUGGAUGGGAUGCUAGUCCAUCACCGGGCAGGCACAUAAAACACACACUCACUCACACCAGGGCCAAUUGUCCCAAGAACCAAUUAAUCUAUCACUAUGUGCAAAUGAAGAAAGCACAUGAACAUAUAAAUUUCAUGCAGAUACAGUAGUACCCCAGAAACUGAACCCUGGGCCCCAGCUCCAGGAGGCAGAAAUGCUAACUACUGUGCCACCGUGCCACCCUCUUCAAUGAGAAUAUCCUUCAGAAAUUUUCUGAAUCUUCACGAUGAUUUCUUUUUCCAAUACAUGAAUCGUGUGUAUUAUGAGUGAAGGUCUCAGUGACCAAUUUUUUUCAAUUAAAUAUGCAGCAUCCUUUGGCAAGGAAACAACGCUUCAAACCAGUAUGUGCAUAUUGUGAUUCUUUCCAAAAAAGUGAAAUAAGUUUGCCUGCACUCUCAUUUCUGCAGUUUUUUAUACUUGCAGAAUCAUGGAGAAGACAUUAAACACAUGCGGUUUGUUUUAUGGAAUCAUCAAUCUGAAGAAGCAAAGGAACUCUUUGUUUAUUGUUUCAUUGCUGAUUUCAUUAUAUGUCGUCUUUCCAAUUAAUCCCUAAGAGUGCAUUGAGAUACAGUAAAUACCUAUUAUCUCCAACCCAGCAGGCAAAUGACUCUUAAAAAACGUUGGAUUCCAGCAAGCAUACAAGUAGGUUCAUGGAAAGCUGAAAGCAUCUGGAAAUUAAUAUUCAUCUGCUAUGUCUGUCUCAUCCUAUGGUGUUUUCUGUCUCCCCCACAUCUGCCUGUAUUGGGGUUGACUUUUUCUUUAAGACAAGCAUCCUAAAACCACAAGGUUAAACCUACAGUCCCUGUGUGAGAAUGUGUUUUCUGAUAGGUCUGUUAUAAUCAGCAAGUACCGUUAGGUUGCUCUUCCAGCCUCUGGUCACAUUCGCCGUUAGAGAAGUUGUCUGUCCUUUCAAACCAAGAUUGACUGAUUCCCUGGGCUGAGAGGUUGGUCUCCUUGAGCUUUCUGGCAUCACACACAGGAUUUUCUACACUGGUGACAGAAUCGCAGCCCAUCUUGAUUUUGGCAAACUAGCUUACUGGUGUGUGCAGCCACAGUGUGCCAGUGAGAAGCUGUAAAUGUGGAAGAGGUGAAAGAUUCGGACUGGACUCGUCUUUCAUUUCCUGCCAAGCCCAGCAAGCAGAGGGACAGGUCAUGGAGGGGAUGACAAUGCAUGACAUCGAAUGGGAUCAGAGGAGCUGAUUAGGCAAGAACUCUCGUCACUGUCUUCAAUUCCUCCAGCAUAAUUAACAGCAAGCUUUCUUAAAAAGUUAAAGGGAUGUCAAAGAACCAGACCCUUUGAGUGUUCUGCUAAUUACGUUCCUUGCGGGUAGUCUGAAUCUUUAUGCCCCAAGUUGCUGGGCGUACAAAAAGGCAGCUACCAAAUAAAGAUCCUAUGUCAAGUCAAGCACAAAUGCUUAGGUCGGCGCAUCAAAGAAAAACAGGAAGAUACAUCUUUAAAGGAAGAUAAAGUUCACCUUUCAAUUCUUUGAAAAGUGAAAAGCUUGCAAUGUCAAACAGGCUCGUCCAUUUGAAGUUAAUCAGUUAAUAAUGUGGGCAUUGUUUGUUAUGGAUUAUUCCAUAUUGUAACAUAGUUUCUGCUUCUUGCCAUGCAUUGCGGAUCUACCCAUGUGGGAGUCUCUCUUCAGAGAGAGAUGUCUCCAGCUGCUUGAUACCUUGUCUCUAGGCAGGGGGUGGGGACUGUCCCAGUGGAGCUCUGAUUGUUUUCUCAUGUCAUUUCGUUCUGGCAGGUCGAGGACAGGUCUGUCGCUCUUCUUGAGUUUCUGCGCCUGCUGCUGUCUUGUACAUGACUUACAGCAGUCAUUCUGGAAAAUACGUUACAGGACACUAAAACAGCCUUUUGUUCCACUUAGGCUUUGCGAGGAUCUAAAUUAAGGCAUCGUGACUUGUAAUACUAUGAUACUUUUACAAUUACUUGAAAGUUGCCCAGAUAAUGCUUAAAUUAGGGUCAGAUAUUAAAUAUUGUACAUUACAAGCAGCCUUAGCAACUGGUUUUGUCUUUCUCUCUUAACUUAAGGAAUGGUCAAUAUAAUAUAACAAUGAAACCCUGAAGGCCAUUGGUUUAAAAUGCUGACUGCUGGAAGACAAAGAGUUUCUCCACAUUACAAGACAUACCUUAUUUUUUAUAGCUACUUGCAUCCGAACUUGACCCGAUUAAACAGUGUCUUUCAUAUAUAGGUCUUUUUUUUGUUUAUCAGUAUUUAAAGGGUCAGUACAUUUGAUUUACCAUAGUGUCUUUAAUGUUUUUUUGUUAGCCGUGUGCUUUCUUACCAGUGCAGUGUUUUAACUACUGAAUAAAUUGUUACCACCAGAUCUAAAGAUACCACUCAGACUUGAGAAAUGUUGGAAUAAAAUCUGAUACCAUGUUUAUUGCAGUCCCUUCAGACUAAGACAUUAUGUUUCAUUUCUGUUCAAGGGAGGAGACAUUUUAUUUUAAGAAGUUUAUAGAGUGUGAGAUAUAUGAGCUGUUUCGUGACAGACCUGGAAGCAAACAUAGGGAAGAACUGCAAUUCCAUCUCAGUAGCAAUUUAAGAAUCUCGGCCAUUUGCUUUUCUAAAGCUCCUUGUACUGUUCAAGUUAUUUUUUUUUUACUAAAACAUUAAUUCCUUUGGAAUAAAUAAUUUUCCAGCUAUUUUACUACAACAAUUAAAGACAGAUAUCCAGUGGAAUACUUUGAAGGCAUCCUUCUCUCUCAGACAAUAGGCAAUGUUCAUUGUAUUGAAUACUGUAAACUAUGUAUUUUGUACAGAAACAUGUCAAAAGUGUUCUUUUGUGCUAAAGAGUAAAAAGCAAUAUUAUGGUGGAUGGUUCCGAUUUAUUUUCACAACUUCGCAUUACAUCAGAAAGACCUCUAGGCUGUGCUGUCGGCUUACAUUACAGAUUCCAUUUCUUAGGUGUGCAUGUGACUCCUUACUGUAGGCUUGCUAUGAGAUCUGUUAGAGAAAGGGAAAACAUUUCCUGAAGUGUGUUUGUAAGAAAGAGAGAACAGAAAAGAAACAGGAAAAAAAGGUGAUAAAAUCAUUGCAAGCCUUCUGAAUCCAUCUAAUAAACCGCAUCCUUAUUUUCUUAAGUGUGUACAAGACAGUGGUGAUUUUUCACUUCUUUUUCCAGACCUGCAAGUGGAAAAUGUACAUGGAACUUGAUGGGGAUGACAUUGCAAUAGCCUACAUAAAGGAUGUUACUUUUAAUGCUAACAGACCAGACGUAGAUGUGACUAAGAUGACCAAGCCUCCAUUUGUAAUGGACAAGUGGAUCCUUGGAAUAAGUGAGAACCAGGUUGUGGAAUGUAUUGUCAAUUAUGAGAAUGAUGUCAGAUCUCCGAAGACAACCAGGCACAACCAUACAGUAGAGCUGAACCCCACAAGUAACCAAGAUCACAUCAAAACAGUAGAGCUGGUGAUACAGACUGCUCCACCAAAUGCUGAAGGAAAACCAAAAAUAGGAUCAAAUCCUGAUGCGGAUCCCCAUUGGAUGUAUUCUCUGAGGAUCCAACAGCUGCGGAGGAACGCGACAGAGCCCCACCACGCGGCUCUUUCUCCCGCCAGCGGGGCCAGCGUCAAGAGUUUACCUCAGUUCCUGACCUUCUGCGCACCGCAGGGCUCGUACGCAGCAGCGGUACGGAAGUCCCCCAGCACUCUUGCCCCCUUGGUUGACUCCCGCAGCUCGUCCCCCACGGCCGGGCUCACGAGGAAACUCUCCUCAGUCCACAUGGGCUCCAAGGGCAGCAGUCCCUCCAGCACGGCUUCCGAAAGCACCUCGGAGAGGGACAGGCCCUUCGGGGGGAAGACUGCAGCCCGUCCCCACAGAAACCACUUCCCCGAGCAGGCCUUCAGGGGGACGAGAGGCCACUGGAGAGACUCGUUCUCGCCUCCAGGAGCGAAGCCAAGCCGGCAUCACCAGGCGGGAAGGCCCAAACCACAGAGCUACGCCACGGCAACGCAGCACCCUCCCCGGGGCAUUCCUGGCUUGCAGCCGGCGGAGGGCGACAGCAGGGGCUCGGAGGAGGCCAGGGCCGGCGAGGCAGGCUGGAUCAAAGUGGAGCGGCAGAAAAAGCCACACAGGCAGGACGCGAAGCCGCUGAAAGGCAGGCCCAGAAGAGGAGGCCGGGGGAGCGGGCGAAGCUGAGGCCGCGCGCCACUUGAGAAACUGAACCUCUCUGCCAUUGUUUACACACUCGAGCCCCUCUCCAGCGGGGCUGUCGCGCGGCAUGGCUCCUUCGCGGGCACAAACGCGAACGCAGGCCGUAGUGUACGGCGCAUCUUUUUGACAAUACAAUGAACUUCCCACACCUCAGAAAGCGGGCUGUGACUUUCUGUGACGUGCUGUUAACAUGCACUGGGCAAUGUGAAAAAUGUUAAGUCAAACUAAACCAGGCAAUUAUGCUAUCAAGCGCACUACAGAAAGAAAAAUCUUGUUUUCAGCAGAACUAUUUUAAAAGGUUAUCGCAAACCUAUUAUUAAUAACCGAAUUAAUUUCUAAUAUGUAAUAAUAUGAAUGUCUUAGCACAAAUCCUCAGAACCAGAUUCAGGACCUGGGGCACUUUUUUUUAAGAACUGUCCGGUUUCAUGUUUUCUACCUCGGAUGUGCGUGGUUAUCCAUACAUUAGAUGGGGUAUACAUACUGUAUACUUCACGUCGCAAAUCAUUAGCUUUAUAAACUGUGAUGUGGUCAUGAGAUUAAAACGAUUCGUAGGGGCAAGAAUAAAGAUAGCAUGGCUGUCAAAUUUGAUGAUUUAGAGAGAAUUCGUUACUACUGUUAAUUGUACAGUCAGUAUGGUUGAUUGCUAAAAAUGAUUUUAUAAUUAGUCAAUGCAGUUAUUAAUAUCGAUUUGAUAUAAUACUAGUAAGAUUUUUAUUUUUAAUAGCAUAUUUUUUUAAAAGAAGUUUUAUUUGUAAUAGCAUAAAACAUAGUAUGUUUAAACGGAUUUUGACAUGUAAAAUGUUUAGCGGAAAACAACAUGAUAACACGCAAGAUACUCCCGAGUGCUGUUUCUAUUUUUAAUGACGGUAGAAUAUUAAUACAGUACGUUUUUCACCUAACGUUGUUUUGCUUUUCCGUGAUGUUCAGAUUCGUAAACUUAUUUGGUAAAACGUGUCUCCUGCGCUUUUCAAAACAUAGCAUUUUUUGUAUCUUAAUUCAAGAUAAAGAUAUUGUAUUGUGUACAAUAUCUGUACAAUAUGCUGUAAAGCUGUAUCGCAUUUGACCAUUUACAAAACGCACAAACUACCAUUAAAAUAUUUAAUGUACA